AAGAUAAACAAAGUCUAAAGAUCAAUAGUCUAAGCAUUUAAAAGAAUUGUUUCUGUGGUUUGUUUUUAGUUAUGCUGCUUGUUCUUUUUCCAUUGAAUAAUAGAAACUUUGUGAAGUUAUUCUGGUAUUUGAAUUCAGCUGCUUUUAUUGUUGGACAGUCAAGUCAAACUUACUGCUGUGCAGCCAAUAUAGGAGAUGUUGUUGUAAUCUUAGCUUUCAGAUCAGUAAGUUAAUUUGUUGUGUUUUGCAAUAAUAUAAUUUGCAACUUAAUUUCAUAAUAAAUCACAGCAAGAAUUGAUGCUUUUGUAGGUGUGCCUAUUAUCUUUGUCUUUAUUUUGUUAUCUCCUUGACUAAAUUUAUCUCAUCCUGUUAGACUUUCAAUAGAUAGAAGCAGGUCCUUAGUGGGAGCCUUUUUGUUAAGAGUUAUACCGCAGCCUGCAGUGUUUUCAACCAUUCCUUCUUGUCAACUAUUACAUGAUAUGGCAGAGUGGACCAACUACCAACGAAAGUCAGGAGAAUAGCCUCAACAAUUUUGCAUUUGAUUUCUUUCCUAAUUGGUUCUAUUACAAUGUUAAGCCUAUUAUCGCAUAAUUACAGAUUGUUGGAAGUUGAAAGGUAAUUCAUUUAUCAAAGAAUCUAAAUCGUUUCAUUAAGAAAACUGAGAUGAUGGUAGAAGAUGUUAAGAUUAUGUAGCUCUGAUCUUGUUUCUCUUUGUACUUCAGUAACAUCAUAAUCACUUUGUUUAACAACUUCAAUUUACUGUUAAGUUCUAUUUGUGGUGUUUCUCUCAUUUUUCAACUAGCUACAUUUCCUGUUACUGUUUCCUGCUUUUUCUUUCAGAUUUUGUUAUGUGUACUCACCAAUGCUUUUGUAAUUAUGGGCUUGUAUUAACUAAUAGAGAGUCCUUAUUGUUAUGAGAUAUGGUUAAAGUGUAACAGAGAUAGGGAAAGUAGCUUAGGCAAGUCUUAUGUAUUUCUGUUGUAUUCCUGCAUCCAAGUUCCUAUUUGGCGCUGUUUUGUAUUUGUUAUGGCUGCUGUUGCAUUUUGAAUUUUAUAUGCCAUUAGCAUAUCAGAUUAGUGAUUCUCCUUCUACUCUUCUGAACCCUUACAUUUAUUUAUUUCUAAAGCCUCUUGAAUGUCACUGAUGUCAUUGCAGCUUCACCUUUGACAUGUUUGAAGGAUCACCCUGGAAAGGGUGAAAAACUCACCUUAUCCAGUUAUCCCUGAGUGGUACGUUUUCUUUUUCUCUUUGGAUGGAGUUGUUGGCUGCAACAACUGAUACACUUGGUUGUAAAUUGCUCUUAGACACUCAAGUCACUUCUUGUGUUGCAACUGUGAAAGGUUUAUUUAGUCUCA
Rubroshorea leprosula is the source of this 1355-nucleotide messenger RNA. NCBI's taxonomy places the organism in Eukaryota, Viridiplantae, Streptophyta, Magnoliopsida, Malvales, Dipterocarpaceae. The record is from the annotation of a GenBank genome assembly.